Messenger RNA from Erinaceus europaeus (western European hedgehog), 848 nucleotides. RefSeq lists its product as uncharacterized. Lineage: Eukaryota; Metazoa; Chordata; Mammalia; Eulipotyphla; Erinaceidae. Bases 57 to 404 code for a protein of 115 amino acids. The record is from RefSeq and is a predicted model, not a curated record. The transcript is spliced from 3 exons.
ACACGAAGUUGACUCUGACUGGGGCGCUGAGGUUUCUGGGCCCCUCUCGGGCUUGCAUGGUGGACACCUCGGGAGAGGGGCCCGGAGGAAGCCCCCGGGAGGCUCCAGCCUCUGGAACCCAGCUUGGAGGCCGCUGGCCCGCCCCGUUCGGGGCAGCCCGGCCCUCUGCUUACGUGACUGGUGGCCACGCCGGAGCCCCGGCACGGGCUCCCCAGAAGCGUGGGCUUUUCAGAAACUACCCUCCUGACAAAUGCACACUCCUUCCACCACCACUCCUCCAGGAAGCAUCGCCCACCGACCCGACUGCACAGCCGGGGAUGCGUCGUUUUCACAGCCCAGACCCUCCGAGAAAAAAAGAGAAAAGACGCACCACCAUCUACCAGCACAAAUCCGUGUCUCUGUGAGCUUCAGAAAGCCCAGCGGGAAUCUUCAAGCUGGGCCACGGAUCUGACCAAAGCCAAAAUAAACAAUGGCUUGAAGAAAAUCUACAAAAAAGUGCUGAUUUGCACAAUUCCCACAGUCAGCCACAACCCCCACCAUCAUUCCCAUGGAAAACACCACUGCUGGUGCCAAAUCAAGCCCCCCACCCCACCCCCAUUAUAGCAGCAUUGUUUUUUGUUAUUAUGUGAGUUCUUAGAAUCAGACAAUGGCACCACAAGAGACACAGUGGAGGCAGGAGAAAUGCCUUUUUGUUUCACAGAGUCUGUGCUAUUGUGCCCCUAGAGUCUCACAUAUAGUGCAGUUGUACAUAUUCACUUUUGAAACGUGUACUGUGAGUGAGGGAUGUGCCAAAGGAAAGCUGAAAGCCCAUCAAGUGUGAAAUAAGGUUAGACUCUUACUGCUCUCUC